Molecule: messenger RNA, 1351 nt
Organism: Sipha flava (yellow sugarcane aphid)
Lineage: Eukaryota; Metazoa; Arthropoda; Insecta; Hemiptera; Aphididae
Exons: 3
Coding region: 126-731 (201 amino acids)
Source: RefSeq, a predicted model, not a curated record
CCGUAUUUAUAUAUAAGAGGGACCGGUGACCACGAUUCAAACACACUCGAUCAAGAGAAAUACUUCGAUCAGCACCGACCUAUUAAGUACAAAACCGCAGAAAACUUCGACUUCAGUACGACAUCAUGACGUCUUCAAAAAACACCGAUGCCAUUCUACAACAUAUGAUGAUAACCGUCGCGUUAGUCUUGGUCAUGUGCACCGGCGUUUUCACCCGCGAGUACAACGUAUUUGAUAAUCUUCAACCAGGAAAAGAUCCAAGGUGUCAUUAUUUUAAUAUGCACAUAAGCAGAUGCAAAGUUUCAUUGUAUCCUAUUUUUAACUACACCUUAUCAGGGUGGUUCUAUCAUGCACCGUUCAAGUCUUGCCGUCCCAUGUUUUCUCCCGGUGGAAUCAGACACUGCGAAGAAAACUUAGAUCUUCCGCUGACAAAAGAUGAAUGCGAAGAAAUAUGUGGCGAAAAAUGUCCCAUCAGUACCGGUCAACCGGGAAUUUGCAUGAUGGAGGAAUACUGUCGUCACUUCACAGACCCGGAUCUAGCUAUGGCCGUAAGUAGACAUUGCCAUGCGUACAACGUCAAGUGUUGUCCCCCCAGAGUGGGACCACUGAACCCCCUCAAGCAGGUCAGAGUGCGCCAGCAGACCGUACCGCCAACUCCGGCCGGACAAACUACGAAGAGUUAUCCAGUUACUGAAUUGCAAACAGUUAAAGUCCCCCCCCAUCUCCAAUGAAAAUUCAACUUAUAAUUAACUAAAUAUGAGACAUUUAGAGAACUUAGUUGUAGUUUCGCACCGCAUGCGAAAUUCUUACAAAUUACAAUUCAUCUUACAAUUAUACUUAAAUAAAUAUAUUAACAUUAUCGUUUAAAAAUUAAUACAACAAUAAAUAUUACUAUGUCAAGUUAUUAUAAUAUUGCAUGUAUUUACAAUCACAUACGUCGUCGGUGCAAACAGGGAAAAUAAAAUAAAGCGGAAAACGAACUAUUUAUACUAAUAAUUUAUGAUAAAACGCUCGCACACGUCUAUUAUUCCACCAACAAUAGUUUCACACCAAUGUCGUUCGGUUUUUUGUUUUUAUUUUAUUAUUUUAUCUUACGAAAACUCGAAUUUUAAUAAUGUACACUUCGCGGGCUAGCUCGUUGAAUUAUAUCCGUACACACGCCCAAUUUGUCAUUUGUUUUUUUUAUUAUUACCGUCCUUUUUAUUGUUUUGUUCACAUGGUCCUUUGUCAAUUUGUCACAAUUCUCCUCGUGCACCGACGGAAUAUUGUUAAACGCGGGCGAGACGUGCUUACGCGACAUGGUUAAACAAUAAUCGUAAUGCAUCGUAUAUAUCUUGUAAUAUUGUAAUAA